Molecule: messenger RNA, 1053 nt
Organism: Anopheles nili
Lineage: Eukaryota; Metazoa; Arthropoda; Insecta; Diptera; Culicidae
Gene: RpL13A
Product: 60S ribosomal protein L13a
Exons: 5
Coding region: 9-821 (270 amino acids)
Biological process (GO): translation; negative regulation of translation
Cellular component (GO): cytosolic large ribosomal subunit; ribosome
Molecular function (GO): mRNA binding; structural constituent of ribosome
Source: RefSeq, a predicted model, not a curated record
CGAAAGUGAUGGUACGCACGAAAAAGCCGAUUUUAAUUGACGGACGUGGGCAUCUGCUAGGCCGACUGGCAUCAGUCGUUGCCAAGCAGAUCCUGACCGGUAAUGCAGUGGUCGUGGUGCGCUGCGAGGGUCUGCAACUCUCCGGCCAUUUCUUCCGCAACAAGAUCAAGUUCUUGGCUUAUCUGCGGAAACGAUGCAACGUCAACCCGGCACGCGGUCCGUUCCAUUUCCGCGCUCCGAGCCGUAUGCUGUGGAAGGCCAUUCGUGGAAUGGUUCCACAUAAGACCAAGCGCGGCCAAAAUGCGCUACGGCGCCUGAAGGUUUACGAGGGUAUUCCACCGCCAUACGACAAGAUGAAGCGUGUGUGUGUUCCCAUCGCUUUGCGACAGCUUUGCUUGCGACCGGACAGAAAGUACUGUACGGUUGAUCGCGUUGCUCAUGAAGUCGGCUGGAAGUACCGCGACGUUGUGAACAACCUUGAAGCCAAGCGCAAGAUUAAGGCUCGCAUUGCUUACAUGCACAAGAAGAAAUUGAAGAAUAUCACCUGGAAGGCACGUGCAGCUGUUGCCAAGAAGAUUGAACCACAGAACGCUGUUCUGAAGCAGUAUGGCUAUCUGACGUCCGAGUUCGAGCAGAAGAAUAACCGGCCAGUGUUGAACGCGGUCACACCGAAGCUUGGAAAGCGCAAGCGUAAGGAACUGUUCGUUGCCGCAAAGGCUGCACGUAAAGCCGCUAAGCUCGAAGCAAAGGCUGCCGGCAAGCUUAAAAAGUCAACUAAGCCUAAAGCAAAGGCCAAGGCCCCGGUUAAGGCGAAGGCUUGAUUUGAAAGCUGAGUAGAGAAGUAACGCUAAGACGGGAAUCAAUUGGUGGCGCUUACGAAUAAUGAGCAGAUUUAGAAGAACAAUGCUCUUUAAGAUGGUAACUCGUAUCAGUGUUGUGUACGCUUUCGACCAACAAUCUGGAGUAUCCUAAACCAACGCCGGAAUGAAAGGAAAAGAAGAGAAAAUACAAACAUUCGCGCUUCGUGCAAAAAAAACACAAAUUUAACACUCA